Molecule: messenger RNA, 1196 nt
Organism: Pogona vitticeps (central bearded dragon)
Lineage: Eukaryota; Metazoa; Chordata; Lepidosauria; Squamata; Agamidae
Gene: MRPS35
Product: mitochondrial ribosomal protein S35
Biological process (GO): mitochondrial translation
Cellular component (GO): mitochondrial small ribosomal subunit
Molecular function (GO): structural constituent of ribosome
Source: RefSeq, a predicted model, not a curated record
UUUUCGCUGCCCUUCGUCGAGGGUGAGACAGCCGGCGCUGACGUCAUUGGACCGCGCCGCUCCAAACAUGGCGGCGGCGCGUGUAAACCGUUUUGCUGUUAGUGGAUUGCUGCGGAGGCAGUGGCCGUUUUUCUGGCUCAGGGAGAACUCUGCUUUCUACUCGAGCGCUUUGAACGUGGAUACCGGGCGAGAAAAAGAUAAAUCAGCUCGAGAAAGAGAACCCCCAUGGCGCGAAAGACACAAGAAAAAGAAUCAUGUUCCUAGGACUGAAAAAAUGGAACUAGAUCAAGACUGGACAAGCGUGUACCCAGCUGCUGCUGCUUUUAAGCCUUCUGCUGUGCCCCUCCCUGUUCGGAUGGGCUACCCAGUGAAUGGUGUAUCUCUACCAAAACAAGGCAAUCUGGAACUUAUAAAGAUCCCCAAUUUUUUGCAUCUGACGCCAGCUGCCAUCAGGAAACACUGUGCUGCUCUUAAAGACUUCUGCACAGAAUGGCCAGCUGUCCUGGAUAAUGAUGAGAAAUGUUUGCAGCAUUUUCCCAUUGAAGUUGAUACUGUAGACUAUGUUUCUGCUGGCCCAUCCAUUCGUAAUGCUAAAGCAAGAGUGGUGACUCUAAGAGUUAAACUUUCAAGCCUUAACUUGGAUGACCAUGCAAAGAAGAAGCUCAUUAAACUUGUAGGAGAGCGGUACUGCAAGGGCACAGAUACCCUUACCAUUACAACAGACAGAUGCCCUUUAAAGAAACAAAAUUAUGACUAUGCAGUGUACCUUCUUACAGUUUUAUUUCAUGAAGCAUGGAAAAUGGAAGAGUGGGAAAAAGAAAAGACUGAGGCUGACAUGGAGGAAUACAUCUGGGAAAACAGCACCUCUGAGAGGAAUGCUUUAGACACACUGCUUCGAAUAAAAGCUGCUGAGAAAACUCAGGAAGUCAGCAGACAGGAGCUUCUGGACUCAGAUAUAGUUUUGGCUUACAAAAAGUCGAUGGUAGCACUGAGAAAUGAAGGAGAGACAGAGAAGAAUAUGUCAGAGUAUAAGAACUCUGUCAAGAGACUACUAAACUUGGAUGGCUUGUAGAGAAAAGAACCAUUUCAUGUAGAAAUGCAUGUAUACACGUGAAGAGGUACAUAAUAAAUUUUACAAUCCUAUUCAGUCUGUUCUUGACAACCUUAAUAUUACCCCUAUUAAACAAGUGACUGCA